CUCCCCCCCUCUGCGGGCCUGCGCGCGCCGCUCUUCCUCCUGCGCGCGCCGCCGCUGCCUCGACUCCCGCACUCCCGCCGGAGCGUCCGGCUCGCGCCUCGCCUUUCCCCGCCGGCCGCGGAGCGGGCGGGAUCCUGCGCCGCGCUCGCCGAGGCAGCGGAGGCAGCGGCGGCCUCGGCGCGCUCGGCCGGGCCGCACCCCUUCCCGCCGACACGCGGGGGGAGCCGCCAGUGCCUCGAAGACCCCGCGGGGCUGAGGCGCCGGCGCGCCCGGCAGCGUGAGCGCGGAGCCGGCCGAGCCCCUCCAGCCGCCCCAGCCCCAGCCUAGCGGGCGGGCCACGGAGGCCGCGGCCAUGGCCGAGACGGAGGAGCGCAGCCUGGACGACUUCUUCGCCAAGAGGGACAAGAAGAAGAAGAAGGAGCGGAGCAGCCGGGCGGCGGGCGCGGCGGGCGGGAGCGGCGGCGUGGCGGGCGCGGCGGGCGGCGCCGCCGGCGGCGGGGGAGCGGCGGGGGCCCGGCCGGGCGACGGCGGCACCGCGGGGGCCGCGGGCCCCGGCGCCGCCACCAAGGCCGCCACGAAGGAUGAAGAUGAGUGGAAAGAAUUUGAGCAGAAAGAGGUGGAUUACAGCGGCCUCAGGGUUCAGGCGAUGCAAAUAAGUGAAAAGGAAGAAGAAGAUAAUGAAAAAAGAGAAGAUCCAAGUGACAAUUGGGAAGAAGGAGGAGGAGGUGGUGGUGGUACAGAAAAAUCUUCAGGUCCCUGGAAUAAAACAGCUCCGGUACAAGCACCUCCUGCUCCAGUAGUUGUUACAGAGACCCCGGAACCGGCAAUGACUAGUGGUGUGUAUAGGCCUCCUGGGGCCAGGUUAACUACAACAAGGAAAACACCACAAGGACCACCAGAAAUAUACAGCGACACACAGUUUCCAUCCCUGCAGUCCACUGCCAAGCAUGUAGAAAGCCGGAAGGAUAAAGAAAUGGAGAAGAGCUUUGAAGUAGUAAGAUACAAAAAUAGAGGUAGGGAUGAGGUUUCAAAAAACCAGGCCCUUAAACUUCAGCUAGACAACCAGUAUGCUGUGCUUGAAAAUCAGAAAAGCAGCCACACACAGUACAAUUAAGGAAUGGUCUUUGCUAGCCCUUCUAAGGUAACUAGACCACAGCUAACCACCACCAACAGCCAUUCAUCAUCUGAUCUCUGCAGGAUCUACAGCAACUGAUGCAGACCACUCAAUAUAAGUGAUCAAUCCUAUUGCACUGUGGAAGCUAAAGUGUCACAACUACUCGUGUACAUUGGAUUUAGGGGAAUUUCAUUGUUAUAUCAAUUUGAAAACUAGGUUCGGCAGUGUUCUUUCAUAAUUACUUUGCAAAUUCAAAAACUGCAGCCAGUGGUCAUUUCAGAAAUCUUUCUAUGUUCAGAUACUGAGCCUUCAUAAGGGUUGACUACCUCAGAUUUGCUGCACUCAUUGUGGACUUCUUGUGGAUCACAACUUCUGGAUAAGAAGGUUACUGCUAUUACUAAGUGUCAGGUGUGAAACUUGAAACCAGCUCUACUGGAUUCCUAUCAGAAAUCCUACAGAAUGUCAGCCAUCUAGGUUCUGAUCUGCUGUAAAAGACGAAGAUUUAAGUGACCUUAAUUAACCUGUCCUGUGCCCCACACUUACUGCUCACUGUAGUGGGUUGUGGUUGUGUUAGACUUCCUGGAACAUGCCGCUCAAAAGUACUGAUGUGUUAAGAUAAUCUGUGUAGGGCUGUGAUUUCUAAUUUGAAUUUUGAGUUGUAUUCUGAGGUAACUACAAAUUCAACCAAACUUGGAUUUGCCAAGUGGGACGGGUGGGGGGAGGGUGGGGAAAAAUCUUUAGUUUUUUUUCUGGGGGGGGGGGGGGCGGGGUAGUGUUUUUCCUGUGUUCCACAUUAUGGCCUUUUCCGCUUUGACUUGGAAUAAGUUCUUUGACAGAGCAUAUUGCUUGGUUGAGUGAAUAACCGGAAAUAGGCAUUCAAAUUGUGAAAUGUCUGGUGACUUUGCCAAUCCCCAGAGUGGAACCAGAUAGCCUUUUGUCAGGGGCAGUGGAUGCAGGGGGCUCUACUUCAGGUGCUGCUAAGACCUGGAAUCAGGUCUAAAUUGUAGUAAGCUGCAGUGGACAGUGUACCAUGCUUGCUUAGGCCAAGGGAAUUACUGACAUGUCUAUAAAACAAAAACAAUGAGCAGAACCUCACCCUAACACUCAUUUUAAGUUUCUUAAAGCUCACACGAUCUUUGACAGGGAUUUCAGAUACUCUGUGCCCAGAAUUCUGUCGUGCUGAACAUACUGUAGAUGCAGUGUAGCUCUGUCACCAACUGGUCACUGUGUCUUUGUCUCACAUUUGAAGAGUUUGGGACGAAAGAAAGAUGGUGCAGCAUUUAUUUGUGUUUUUAAAAAUUAUAGAUAAAAUGUCCAGUAAUAUUUAAUACUUACAAGGAGUCAAGGGAGUUAAACCAGUCUUGCUGAAAAAUUAAGAUAGUCUGGAAAUUUACUAGUUUUCUGUCUUUGGCUAAAGUAUUUGCAAGUGGUACGUAACCACUUUGAUGCAAGUCUGGGUUUCCGCCUGUAAUAAAUCCCUUUGCCAGACGCAGGAGCUGCAGACUUGCUCUGGGCAAGAAUGAAGUAGAUGGGUGAGUAAAACUAUCCUGAUGGGGAGUCUCUUCCUGCAAGUUGAGCCUUGAUGAGAAGUGUCACUGCACUAGUGAAACUAUCCUUGGGGGGGGGGGGGCAGUAUCUUCUGGCAAGGACAUGCUGACCCUUUCUGGCAAUGAUACUGGCACCACCUGAUGGGCAGGAUACCUGCCUUCUGAUGCACUUGAGGCAGCCAAAGAGAAGUUGGGCAAUUAAGCAAGAAAUAAAGGGUUGAUUCUUGGCUAAACUGAAGAUCUCACUUGGGAACCAGAAAUCUUAACAAAUAACCUUUUGGACCUUGAGCCACACGUUGCCCCUGAAAAGUGCAUAUUUAGCAAAGUCUUGAGGAAUGAACUGGAAUGAAUAUGUGGAAGUGUUAUUUAAUGGCAUAGCGUACUAGAAAUCUGAAGGCCUGUAGCAGAUUUAAAAUUCCGACUUGUUAAAACUUUUUAAAGGAUUGUGAAAUUCUCAAAAUGCACAUGAAUCAAGUUUUAAUAUACUGUAUAAUGGGUGGAUGAGGCUGUCCAUUGUACCAUUUCUUUCUUUGAAUUCUCAGGCAUGGUUUGGCAGUGCAAGAACUCUGUAACAUUAACAAAUUCAAUAAAAUAAAUACACAAAAUUUA
Erinaceus europaeus (western European hedgehog) is the source of this 3270-nucleotide messenger RNA. RefSeq names its product CDV3 homolog (gene CDV3). The transcript is spliced from 5 exons. Gene Ontology annotation, cellular component: cytoplasm. Bases 353 to 1114 code for a protein of 253 amino acids. The record is from RefSeq and is a predicted model, not a curated record. Lineage: Eukaryota; Metazoa; Chordata; Mammalia; Eulipotyphla; Erinaceidae.